CCUUCAUCGCCGGACAUGUGGACGCUUCAAAAAGGCACUAACAUUUCUUAGCCCUUGACAGUUCCCAAACUGCUAUCCGACGGUGUGUGACGAUCAGUAGAAAUUACAAAAUAUUGUUGAACACUCGACCGGCUACACAGCGCGCACAUUAAAAAAUCUUUAUUUCGAUACAUUCAAUCAAACAAAAAUGGAUGAAGUCGAUUCCGCUCCUUUGGAUUUGACAGUAAACAAAUCACCCGAAGUCGUUGCCAAAGUAGAGAUUGAUCCGGUCGAGUUUGAGGAAUAUGACGAGGUGGACGGAAUGGAAUUGGACGUGGGUGUACCAUUAGAUUUGACAAGUUCUGCAGCGGUGGCGCACAAAAGUCCUGUUCCGAUUUCAGCUAGAUCGCCUUUGGCUCGCUCACCACUCGGACGUUUGCCCUUGGCUCGUUCUUCGCCUGAAACGCAACCUCCACCACCCGCAGCCGUCGUCGCUCCUAGCGUAUACAGGGCACCUGCCGUAUCACCUCAAAUAGCUGACCACGUGCCCCCCAGUCCAUUAGACGGAAGUGGAAUUGAUGCUUCAUAUCAUCCACACAGAUAUGCGGCUGAAUACAAUCCGUUUAUGGCGGCCGCAGCAGCUGCAGCGGCAGCAGCCGUUUCUGCAGCUCCGCACCAUCACCAAUAUCACCAUCAUCACCUUCCUGUACACACUACGUACCCUUCAGGAUUAUCUGGGCACGACUUCAACCCCAUCAUGAUGAUACCCAAGAUGGCAAGCAGCCCGGUGUACGUGGCUACAUCACCCGAAUCGAAUCCUUUCUACGGCUCUUAUGAAUGCAUGUCUUCUAGAUCGGCUUAUGAUUUCUGUCGUUUCCCAUAUUAUGGCGGAGCCCAUUCCGAGAGAUUGUCUCCAGAAUCGACAACUGUGGAUGCGAACGUGUGUUCGGGUGGUGGAGAUGACGUUCGUGAUGUCGAUCCAGAAGAGAUAGCCGCAAUUUAUAGACAGACAGAUUUCGUGGCUUUCAGACAGCGGUACUUGGAAAGUCUAGGACCACCGAAAAAUUUUGAAAAAAUGCGUCGGUCUGUACCUAAUAAAAAACCGCCAGGACCCGAUGGACAGCAGAGUGACCAGACCUACGUGAUGAAGAGGAAGAAGAACAACGAAGCGGCCAAACGGUCUAGGGACGCCAAGCGGCAAAAGUACAUUGAAAAUCAGAUAAGUGUGAUGUACCUCACUAAAAAAGUGAGCGAGAUGAAGGAAAUCAAAAGGAGACUUCUCAUGUCGAUGUGAAAUCGUUAAUUUUAAACACUCUCGUCAUUUAUUUAGUAUUUAUUAUGAGUGAAUUAUUUUAAGUACUAAAUGAUUAUAUUAAUUAUAGUGUUUACAAUUAACGGUUAAACUGUAUCAUACGAUAAAAUUUUCCGCGCAAGGGCGUUCUAGUCUAUAUUUGUAUAUUUUUUUUUUUUUUUAAUGAUAUUUUUACAGUACUUUUGCAGCUCAACCCAAUGGAAUCGAUUCGAUUUCUUCACUUAAAUUAUUGUUCAACUCACUUAAUUUAUAAAUAUUUAACCUAAUUAAUUUAUUGUUCUAACAACUGUACUCCUUAAUGAUAGGAAAAAUAAUUUUGAUAAAACAACAUUUAUUUAUUUAUUUUUAUAAGUUUGACGAUUAUAAUAAUAAUUUAAAUUAUUCAAAGUCUACUACCAAAGUAGCACUCGCGUUUUAACGUUAUUAUUUUUUCUACAGUUCUGUAUAAUUUGUGUAAUUUAUUUGCUAAGCUAAUACAUGCUCUACAUUAGCGCUCUUUCACUAUUUCGUGUUGCGCACAAUUA
Daktulosphaira vitifoliae (grape phylloxera) is the source of this 1815-nucleotide messenger RNA. RefSeq lists its product as uncharacterized. Bases 188 to 1273 code for a protein of 361 amino acids. Gene Ontology annotation, biological process: regulation of DNA-templated transcription. Gene Ontology annotation, molecular function: DNA-binding transcription factor activity. The transcript has 3 exons. Lineage: Eukaryota; Metazoa; Arthropoda; Insecta; Hemiptera; Phylloxeridae. The record is from RefSeq and is a predicted model, not a curated record.